AGUAUAGCUUCCAUGGAUAUCGCCGUAAAGUUUUACUAACGUAUGUGCUAUGUGCGGGCUAAUAGGCCCCUAAUAGUUAUAUGUGGUGAUAGACAAUAACACCUUGAAUUUGCGAAAGAAAAAUUAGAACUUAAGACUUUAGGUCUAGCCCCCUUUCCAGCCAUUUCCUGGGCCAUCUUCACUCAUCUUCCUGCAACAUCUGUUUGAGUCUGAAAUCUUAAGUCUUUCCAUUCUCAAGAUGGGUUUCCAUUCAAAGGAGAAGGCAUAUGAUCCGUUAGUCUCGGAUGAGACAAGACCCUCACAAAGCUCUGAUGGCCUUGAAAGCCAAGGAGAAGAUAGGGCUAUGUUGUCACGUCACUUUAGGCAGCGACCUUCUCGUCUUGCUUCUUGGGCAAGAGUAGGCGGCAAGGUUCUUGCAGUCGUCAACACCAUUCUCUUGAUAAGCAUCGUCAUCGUGCUCUCACUUUCUCGCCACGAGAGAAAUGAAUGGUCGGAAGCAGAAUGUGCUGCUAAGACAUCACACUAUUCUCCACUCCUAGAAAAGGAUGCGGGAGUUAUAGAGUACGAAACUCGUCGAUUCCGAGGCGCGCUCGAGCAUCAAAGUGUUUACAAGGGUACGCCAAAUAAGGCACUUGACGAAGCCUGGACAAUUCUUACGCACAUGAACAACUCCGGAGUGAGUGGCGAUGUCAUCGACAAGAUCGGAAAGUCGCGGAUUGCGGUCAAGUAUCCCGAAUCCCAGGGAGGGAAAUAUAAUAUUGGCAUAGAAGUGUUCCAUCACAUGCACUGUUUGAAUAUCAUCCGCCAGUACACGUAUAAGGAGUACUAUUUCAAGCCAGAGAACGUACCAAAAAGCUUUACUGACCCCGAACACAUCAUUCGUGCUCAUAUUGAUCAUUGUAUCGAAAUGUUGCGUGAGACCCUUCUUUGCCAGGGCGACGUAGGUAUUAUCACUUAUAAUUGGGUCAAGCCUUGGGGUAUAUACCCAGACUUUAGCACAGAACACAAGUGUCGCAAGCUUGACAAGAUUGUGGAAUGGGCUGACAAGAAUGCUCUACCUGAUGGAGACCCGGAGCCCGAUGAGAGCACAGUUUUUCUCCCAGGGCCACCGCAAUAAAGGGCGUAUUUGGGAUAACCGGUGCAGAGAUAGUACUUAGGGGGACUCGAAACUCCGAUGAAAAUCUAGAAGUCUUGUGAAUUGUGUGGGUUUGGUUAUGGCUCUUUCUCAUAGCAGUAUGAAUACCUA
Annulohypoxylon maeteangense is the source of this 1246-nucleotide messenger RNA. RefSeq lists its product as uncharacterized. Bases 239 to 1117 code for a protein of 292 amino acids. Gene Ontology annotation, biological process: mycotoxin biosynthetic process. The record is from RefSeq and is a predicted model, not a curated record. Lineage: Eukaryota; Fungi; Ascomycota; Sordariomycetes; Xylariales; Hypoxylaceae. The transcript is spliced from 4 exons.